Molecule: messenger RNA, 1998 nt
Organism: Aspergillus calidoustus
Lineage: Eukaryota; Fungi; Ascomycota; Eurotiomycetes; Eurotiales; Aspergillaceae
Source: the annotation of a GenBank genome assembly
AUGCCUCCAAUUGAGACCGAUGGUUUCUCCGUGACUUAUUCCUCUGAAAGGACUGGCAUCCCCGAUCUCCGCCUUAUCCAUUACAAUGACGUGUAUCAUGUCGAGUCAGGGUCUGCAGAACCAGUUGGCGGAGCUCCUCGCUUCCAGUCCUUGAUAAACCACUAUCGAUCGCAUUCGGAUUUCGACGGACAGCCUGCCCCGCUCACCUUCUUCUCCGGCGACGCAUUCAAUCCCAGUCUCGAGAGUACUGUAACGAAAGGGAGGCAUAUGGUACCCUUCUUGAACAAGGCAGGAACAGAUGUAGCUUGUGUCGGGAAUCAUGAUCUUGACUUUGGUGUUGCACAAUUCCGCCACCUGCGCGACCAAUGUCAAUUCCCCUGGCUUUUAGCCAAUGUUCUCGAUCCAGCAUUAGGAGAGGAUGUGCCAAUUGGAAAUUGUGAGAAGACUUGCAUGCUCACAUCGUCGAAUGGAAUCAAAGUCGGAGUGAUUGGUCUUGGAGAACGCGAAUGGCUGGGAACCAUUAACUCUCUUCCUCCCGAUCUUAUCUAUAAGUCUGCUUCGAAGACCGCCAUCGAGCUCGUCCCUAAACUGCGCGAACAAGGAGCAGAGAUAAUUGUUGCAGUUACGCACCAACGCGAACCAAACGAUAACAAAUUGGCUGAGAACAUUCCGCAUGGAAUGAUUGACAUCAUUCUUGGAGGACACGAUCAUUAUUAUAGUCACGCUUUUAUAAACGGCGUCCACGUUCUUCGGUCUGGUACCGACUUCAAACAGCUGAGCUAUAUCGAAGCCUUUCGAAAGGAGAACGGUCCUGGAUGGGAUUUCAACAUAAUUCGGAGGGACAUGGUUCGCGCCAUCCCUGAGGACCCAUCCAGUCUGGCACUAGUUGCUAAGCUUACCUCCAGUCUAAAAGCUAAGUUGGACAAGCCUAUCGGCUAUACCGUUCGUCCACUGGAUGGGCGCUUUUCGACCGUACGUGCGGGAGAAUCAAACCUAGGCAACUUUGCGUGUGACCUCAUGCGCUUCUACUAUCACGCGGAUUGCGCAAUGAUGGCCGGAGGUACCAUCCGUGGAGAUCAAAUCUAUCCCCCGGGCGUACUCCGCCUCAAAGACAUCCUUAACUGCUUUCCCUUUGAAGACCCCGUUGUUCUGUUGCGCCUCAAGGGUAAAGCUAUUCUUGACGCCUUGGAAAAUGGUGUCAGCCAGCUUCCGGCUUUAGAAGGCAGAUUUACUCAGGUAUCGAACAUUGCGUUCAGUUUCAACCCGUCUGCGCCUCCCGGCUCGCGCAUCAACUGGGCCAAAAUAGGCGAUCACCCGAUCGACUUCGAACAGAGCUACACGCUGGCAACCCGAGGGUAUAUGGCGCGAGGAAAGGAUGGCUUUGCGUCCCUUCUUGUCAAGUCAGAAGGUGGAGAAGUCGAAGAAAUCGUUGACGAAGAAAGCGGCACCCUCAUCAGCACGUUGAUGCGGCAGUACUUCCUGAGCAUGAAGGUCAUGGGUAGAUGGCAGCACUUGGGCAAAAGUAUGACCAGACAUUGGGCCGACGUGCAGAAGAAUUUCCAAAACAAAGGCUUCCUGAAGCCGCCCUCCGCGCUCCCAUCACCAGUGCAAGAAAAGGUCCCAAUCCGUCUUCAGCGUCCGCCUCUUAACCGGAAGCAACAUUACUACUACGGCCGCUUUGCCGAGACCGAGACCGCAGACGAGAAUGGCGCCGAGUCAUUGCCAGAUGACUCGAUGGACUCUGAUUCAGACUCUGAUCCGGAAAUUCUGACUUUACCCAAGCCAAUCACCAACUACGUGACUCUUCCAGCGCGGUCAGCUGAAGAUGAGGAGAACCGCCUACGACUUGCGCGGUGGGCAACGCGCCGCUGGAUGCGCAGUGCGGGGAUCAAGUCCACUGUUGACGAGACCAACGGUGAGGAACACUUCACGCCCACGUGGACGCCGGGUAUUUCGCCCCGGCUUGAAGGGAGGAUUGUCGUUGAGACGAGUGCAUGA